Messenger RNA from Octodon degus (degu), 2915 nucleotides. It is a transcript of the gene Acap1, whose product is annotated as ArfGAP with coiled-coil, ankyrin repeat and PH domains 1. Gene Ontology annotation, molecular function: GTPase activator activity; protein binding. Lineage: Eukaryota; Metazoa; Chordata; Mammalia; Rodentia; Octodontidae. The record is from RefSeq and is a predicted model, not a curated record. Bases 839 to 2830 code for a protein of 663 amino acids. The transcript is spliced from 23 exons. Gene Ontology annotation, cellular component: cytoplasm.
ACUCACUGGGAUCCUCUUGCUUCUGCCUCACCAGUGGUAGGACUACAGGUCUGUGCCACCAGGCCAGGCCUCUCAUUCUUUUAACAACCCCACAGGCAGGGAUUUGCAUCUCCACCUUCCAGGUGAGGAAACAGAAAUCAGAGAACUUGCUCAGGGUCACAGAACUGCUAAGGGACGGAGCUAGGAUUUGAACCUAGAUCACUGAGUCCCCAAAACUGAAUUACAGAAGGACAAAGAAGCAGAGACAGACCAGGGACCUCAGGAGGAAGGUAACAGCAGAUACUCUCAGGGGGCGGGGCUGUGGCUUCUCUGAUCUCAGGCCCUUCUCCGCAGCCCAGGCCCCACCCCUACCCCUCCCAGCACUGCCUGGAACUGUGGGGUAAGAACUUCUCUCAGGAGACCCCUUUUUCUUGGGGAAAGGAUUCCACCCCCACAGGUCCUACCCAGCAAAAGACUUUCUCCUUCCUCAUCCACGGACCUUCUGGGGCCGGGAGUGCCUCCACCAGCAUCUCCACCUGUCUACCUCCAGGGCCCUUGGCCCCACAGCAAUCAAGCUAAAAUGACCAUCAAAUUGGAUUUUGAAGAGUGUCUCAAGGACUCACCCCGCUUCCGCCUCCCUCCAGGGAAUCGGCAGCCAAAGGACAAGAUGGAGCUGGUGGGGCAAAAAUGAGCCUCUGUUGAGUUGGUGGAAGCUGAAGUGUCAGAAUUGGAGACUCGUCUGGAAAAGCUCCUCAAGCUGGGAACUGGCCUUCUGGAAAGUGGACGCCAUUACCUUACUGCCAGCCGCGCAUUCGUUGCUGGCAUUUACGAUCUGGCUCGCCUGGGUCCACCAGAGCCCAUGAUGGCGGAAUGUCUGGACAAAUUUACUGUAAGCUUGAACCACAAGUUGGACAGCCACUUGGAGCUUCUUGAUGCCACACAGCACACACUGCAGCAGCAAAUCCAGACGCUGGUCAAGGAAGGUCUCCGAGGUUUCCGAGAAGCUCGUCGGGAUUUCUGGCGUGGGGCUGAGAACCUGGAGGCUGCCCUUAUCCACAAUGCAGAAGUCCCUAGGCGUCGCACCCAAGAGGCAGAGGAGGCUGGAGCUGCUCUGAGGACUGCUCGAGCUGGGUACCGAGGACGGGCAUUGGAUUAUGCCCUGCAGAUCAAUGUGAUAGAGGACAAGAGGAAGUUUGACAUCAUGGAAUUUGUGCUGCGUUUGGUGGAGGCCCAGGCUGUCUAUUUCCAGCAGGGCCAUGAGGAGCUGAGCCGCCUGGCCCAGUAUCGUAAAGAGCUCGGUGCCCAGUUGCACCAGCUGGUCUUGAAUUCAGCACGAGAGAAGAGGGACAUGGAGCAGAGACAUGUGCUGCUGAAACAGAAGGAGCUAGGUGGAGAAGAGCCAGAGCCAAGCCUAAAGGAAGGACCAAAUGGCCUAGUCAUGGAAGGACAUCUUUUUAAACGAGCCAGCAACGCAUUUAAGACUUGGAGCAGACGCUGGUUCACCAUUCAAAGCAACCAACUGGUUUACCAGAAGAAGUACAAGGACUCUGUGACUGUGGUGGUGGAUGACCUUCGCCUCUGCACAGUGAAGCUCUGUCCUGACUCAGAAAGGCGGUUCUGCUUUGAGGUGGUAUCCACCAGCAAGUCCUGUCUCCUCCAGGCUGACUCUGAGCGCCUCCUGCAGCUGUGGAUCAGUGCUGUGCAGAGCAGCAUUGCCUCAGCCUUCAGCCAGGCUCCCCUUGAUGAGAGUCCCAGGGGUCCAGGCCAGGGCUCAGGACAGCUGACCCUUGGUUCUGCUGCUACCCUGGGCUGUGGUGGGACAGCCAGGGGAAGAGAGCCUGGGGGAGUUGGGCAUGUGGCAGCGCAGGUACAGAGUGUGGAUGGCAAUGCCCAGUGCUGUGACUGCCGGGAGCCAGCCCCAGAGUGGGCCAGCAUCAACCUUGGUGUCACACUCUGCAUCGAGUGCUCCGGCAUUCACAGGAGCCUGGGUGUUCAUUUCUCCAAAGUCCGGUCCCUGACCCUUGACUCUUGGGAGCCAGAACUAGUGAAGCUUAUGUGUGAACUGGGAAACGUCAUCAUCAACCAGAUCUAUGAGGCCCGUGUGGAGGCCUUGGCAGUGAAGAAGCCAGGACCCAGCUGUUCCCGGCAGGAAAAGGAGGCAUGGAUUCGUGCCAAAUAUGUGGAGAAGAAGUUUCUGACCAAGCUUCCUGAGAUUCGAGGGCGAAGAGGUGUCAGGGGGUCCCCAAGAGGACACCCCCCUGUACCCCCAAAACCUCCCAUCAAGCACUGGCCAGGAAGCAUCAGAUCCAAGCCAGAGCCCCCUUCUGAUGAUGUUGGAAGUCUGCACCCUGGGGCCCUACUGUUUCGAGCUGCUGGGCAUCCUCCAUCCCUUCCCACCAUGGCCGAUGCCCUUGCCCAUGGAGCUGAUGUCAACUGGGUCAAUGGGGGUCAGGACAAUGCCACACCGCUGAUCCAGGCCACAGCUGCUAAUUCUCUUCUGGCCUGUGAGUUUCUUCUCCAGAACGGGGCAAAUGUGAACCAAGCGGACAGUGCAGGCCGGGGUCCACUCCACCAUGCAACAAUUCUUGGCCACACUGGGCUUGCCUGCCUGUUCCUGAAAAGGGGGGCUGAUCUGGGAGCCCAAGACUCUGAAGGCAGAGACCCUCUGACAAUCGCCAUGGAAACAGCCAAUGCUGACAUCGUCACCUUACUUCGAUUGGCAAAGAUGAGAGAGGCCGAAGGCCAGGCAGGAGAUGAGACCUAUCUCGACAUCUUCCGCGACUUCUCCCUCAUGGCAUCCGACGACCCGGAGAAGCUGAGCCGGCGAAGUCACGACCUCCACACUCUUUGAUCCCAGGCCCUGGGGGCCCGCACCCCAGCUCCUCCUCUCCCCACAGGCGUCCCUUGUCCAUUAAAGCCUCAGUGCUUUGCUCUUC